GUGCCGGCCUUCUUAACGACGACGCUGCCUCAAAUUAGCAACACACUUUUGGCCCUUGAUAUUUCUGCAAAUUUCCUCGUCUCUCUGUCACCUGCUUUGGCUACAUGUGCCUCGCUCGAGGAGCUCAAUAUCUCCGCGAACCCGCUCCGAGUGCUUCCCGAAUUCCUCGGUCAGCUUACGUCGCUCCGACUGCUACUUGCGGAUUCCACGAGCAUAUCCUCGAUACCGGCGCCCCUUUCGGCGCUCGAAAAGUUACAUACUUUAAGUAUCAGGCGCAACAAAAUGCACGCUCUCCCCAGUUGGUUGUGCACCCUGCCGUGUUUGGAAAGUCUCCUGGUUGAUGGUAACCCAUUUCAAGGACCUUGGAAUGCCUUGGUCGAGCCCCUUUUAGCAAAAACACCGACGACACCCGCAUAUCCCCCUUCAACGCCCAUGAUUUCACAGCUUUCGGCUGUGUCUACUUCAACAUCGAACACAACCACGGUUGAAACAAGUGACGUAUCGGACACGGAGGACUAUACAGACCAAGACGAUUCCAACCCUACCGGUCCUUCUUCUGCACUAACGUCCUCCUCCCCUGCCCUGCCAGCGUCCGGUGAAGAAAAUCUAGAAGACGAUACCAUUACUCCCGCGCACGCGCGUCUUCUAGAACGGUCCGCGACAUCGCCAUCCCCACAUAGCCCAUCAUUCGCGCCACCACAUACACGUCCACUCUCGCGCAAUCGCACUGCACCCAAUCGCACAUAUUACGAGCGCGUCAGACAGUCCCGUUCGGAAUUGGAGGACGAGACAGCCCUUGGCUCGCUGGGCAACAUGCCGCAGAGAGACCUGCGUCGUAUGCGCAGUGCUGAUGAGCUGCGGCGCGCAAUGUCGCCUGUCGGUGGCGCGCCAACGAGUGCUCCCUUGUUGUCGCCGCCCGCGUCUCCUCCGCGGCCCGCGCUGCAUCAUUACGCCACAACAUCCGGGACGGCGUCCGGUUUUGGUGAGAACGUGGAUGGUAUUUCGCAGCAGAGGCGCUUCGCGAGCCUUAAUGUGCACGCGCGGUCGACAUCACGCGCAUCCAUGCGGCCCCUUGUGCAGAACUUAUUUGGUGAAUCGGCCCGUGAGGACGAUGAGGACGCGGAUGUAGAGGGUCCGCCGCGUACUACGUCACGUGCUCGUGCUGCAACAUCAAUUAGCGUGUCUCGUGGAGGUCGCGACGAGGAUUAUGAGCGGUCGAUACAUCAAGUGCUCGGGAAGUCGCGGAAGGAGAAGGAUAAGUCUAGCAAGAAGUGGGGAUUCCUGAAGAAAAUGUCGAUGGGCAAGCUCAGGUCGAUGCCGGCAGCCGCUUCUGCUUCUGCGACACCGCGCCAGCUUACUCCACCGCAAGUUGAAGUCGCUCUAAGUCCAUCAGAGCCAAAUAACGCUUCUCCGGGUAUCGCGUCGCCGCCACCGUCUUCGUUCGUGACAACUAAUUUAUCGCGCAAUACAUCUACGGACAGGCUUAAACUCGCGUCGCCUUCGACGCCUUCGUCUGCCAGUCUUCUCGUUCCCCCUUCCCCUAUGGCAAAGUCUUCGAAGCGUCGAAGCUUCCUCCCUGUCGACGGACCGCCAGCACUUAACAUCCCGAUACCAAGCACUAGCUCAUUCCUAGGCGGGAUAACGGCUACAAACGGUUCCGAGGAUCAAGACGACGCGUCGAGAUUACAAAGCCCAUCUCCGGCUGUUGAAAGUCCAUUAGAAAUGCCAAACCGGGAGGAAGAACGGAACCGAGAGGCCAACGCACGGGCGCUGAGAUCCGUGAUGGCUUACUUAAGGGAUAUGAAUGAUCUCACGCUGCUCAGUCAGGGCAACACUCUUAGCAUGUACGGCGGCGGACCAGCUUCUCUGAUGGACCGCUCACGCAGGCCCACGCUCGCUGACAGCCAGCGUAUGGCCUCGGAAGCAUCUAUGGACUCAAUUGACACAGCAUCGUCUAUACCUACGACAGCCUCAAGCCAUUUACGCUCAUUGGACUCGCUGAGCGCGAACAGAAGUGGGUCUCUGAACACGAUGAGCGUUGCUACAUCAGAUAGCGGUGGGUCUGGCGGGGAGGAGCGGAAGAGCAAGGAUGACCGCGGAAAGCGGAUAAUGAUUGUUCGCGAAAUUGUAGAAACCGAGCGUACAUACGUGAAAAACUUGCAAGAUCUUGUGGACAUCUAUGUCCGGCCCGCUGCAGCGCCCGUCAACUCGAUUGGAAAUGUUGCCUCAUCGAGCAAGGAGACUGUUGUGCCUGCGUCAGAACGCAAAAUCGUUUUUGGUGGUUUGGAGGCGCUCUUCACGUUCCACAAGGAGAGCUUCUUCCCUGCACUGGAAGCUGCCGCUGCACCAUUGCUCACUGCUAAAGGCGCGGCUGCCGAUGCGGACAGUGACGGCAAGUUAUCAUUAGAGGUUGCAAUGUCCGUCGGGCGCACUUUCGUCGCACAUGCGGCGUUCAUGAAGAUGUAUUCAUCAUACAUCAACAACUUCGAAAAUUCUGUUGCAAGGAUCCGUCAAUGGGUUUCAGAUCGUUCAGGCACGGGAAGCACUCCAGCCUCUCUUACGCCUUCAUCGAGCACCGUACAGCUCGCAAAUGUUGGGUUAGCAAUGUCGGCUAUGGCUCCAAAUUCAGGCGUACACGACACGGCGUCGGGAAAGUCUCAACAACUGACAUCAAGUCAACGGAAACGCAUCAAGCAUUACUUGAAGCGAUGUCGGAUGAAUCCCAGGCAUUCACAGCUGAACCUUGAGGGCUACCUUCUGCUCCCUGUACAACGAAUACCUAGAUACCGCCUUCUGCUGGAAGAUCUUACUAGAUGCACCCCGCCUCCAGAGACAUACGACGAUCCCCUUGAUCGGGCCCUAACCGAGAUCUCCUCUCUAGCGACGAACAUGAAUGAAGGGAAGCGGGAGGCCGAAUCUCGGAGGAAAUUGGUAAUGUGGCAAUCUAGGAUACGCGGUAAAUUCCCUAGUCCGCUUGUUCAGCCUCAUCGACGGUUAAUCAUGGAUGGGAAACUCCUUUUAACCCGGAUUGUUCGAAAACAAACAAUGGCGUUCGAGGUGCUUGACUCUCACGGCGAUGCUUCGAGUGUCGCGGUUGAUUGUUUGGCACCUGAAUUGACUCCGCGUCCCCUUUAUGGUAUCCUGUGUAACGACUUAUUUGUGCUCUGCCGUGAUCCUUCGAAUGGGCAGGAUCCCAACGCCGCGGUUGAUUUGUGGGCUGUGCUUCGAAUGCAGACGAUGCCACAGCCGACCUCCAUAGUACACGGCAACACUCUGCGAAUUGUUGACACCAAAGCGAUUCUAUACUUGGAGGCGCCAUCUACGUCGGAAGCUUUGACAUGGUUCAGAGGUAAGCAACCCCUUUCAUUUGAUUGA
This is a messenger RNA of Fomitiporia mediterranea MF3/22, 3375 nucleotides long. RefSeq lists its product as uncharacterized. The record is from RefSeq and is a predicted model, not a curated record. Lineage: Eukaryota; Fungi; Basidiomycota; Agaricomycetes; Hymenochaetales; Hymenochaetaceae. Gene Ontology annotation, molecular function: guanyl-nucleotide exchange factor activity. Gene Ontology annotation, biological process: intracellular signal transduction. The transcript has 8 exons. The annotation marks the transcript as partial.